Messenger RNA from Mercenaria mercenaria, 1608 nucleotides. RefSeq lists its product as uncharacterized. Gene Ontology annotation, molecular function: DNA binding. The transcript has 2 exons. The record is from RefSeq and is a predicted model, not a curated record. Lineage: Eukaryota; Metazoa; Mollusca; Bivalvia; Venerida; Veneridae. Bases 446 to 1546 code for a protein of 366 amino acids. Gene Ontology annotation, biological process: DNA integration; DNA recombination.
UAAUGGACUCAUUUAAGAUAAUGACUCAGGCAGUUCUAGCAAACAAUGGGGCAAGACGAGAAAGGAUAAAGAAGGACCUUGAGCCAAAAUACAGGUCAAUCUGUAAUAACAAUGCUUCGGCAACACAAUUAUUCGGAGACAACCUGCAAGAGCAAAUAAAAAAUUUAGGGGAUUGCAAAGUGAACCUGACUACAAAGCAGCCUUUUUUAUCGAAAAGAGGGGGGGCCAGCAGCAGGUUUCCCCGACAACGACAAAGUUAUCAUCAAAAGACAUACCAAGGCCAACAAAGCCAACGUCAACAGCAACAAAAACCUGCAUACAACAGGAACCCCUUUUACAAGAAAUCCAGAGGACAGACAAGACACAAAUAGAGACAUAUAAUAACACGGAUUCUACAGAAAAUAGAAGAGGACAAAACAGCAAAAGUUUUAAUAGUGGUUCCCUUAUGGCCGACACAGAAUUGGUGGCCAAGUCUAAUGAGAAUGGUAUGUGGAACUUGUUACAAACUACCACACCCACAAGCAAUACUGAGCCUGCCUCACAAACCGGACUUAAAAUACCCAUUGAAAAAGAUGUGUCUGGGGGCUUUUCUUAUAUCAGGAGAACACUACGCACCCAAGGCAUACCAAGAAAAACUAGAGACAUCAUCAUCAAAUCAUGGAAAGCGAGCACUCAAAAGCAGUAUGAACCUUACAUUAGGGCAUGGCUGUUUCACUGCAGAGGGAAAGACAAUCCCACUAAUCCCAAUAUAAAAACAGUGCUAACAUUUCUAACAAAGAUGUAUGACAGGGGCCUAAGGUAUAGUGCAAUGGGCACAGUACGGUCGGCAAUAAGUGUAUUCGUGAAAAUAUGUGGUAAUAUGGAUUUAAAUUCUAACGAAACAAUCACUAGAUUCAUGAAAGGAGUUUUUAAUGAUAGACCUACAUUACCACGAUACCAAACCACAUGGGAUGUUCAGAUAGUAUUAGACUACUUAAAACAAUUAACUGAUACAACGUUAUUACAACUGUCGUGUAAACUGUGCAUGCUUUUUCUACUUCUGUCUGCACAAAGGUGCCAAACAUUGCAUUUAGUUGAUCUAUCUGAUGUAGUUAUUUCAAAUGAAAGAGUUUUGAUUUAUCCAAAUCACUUGUUAAAACAAUCUAAACCAGGUUCACAUCUAGAUGUAAUAUCUUUCGAAGCAUUCAUGAAUAAUGAAAAUUUGUGCAUUGUGUCAGUAUUCAAAAAAUACACUGAACGCACAAAAAAUAUCAGAACAGAUAAAAAGUUACUGGUUAGUACAAUUAAACCGCACAAGGCGGUAUCAAAAAGUACAAUUGCACGUUGGGUUAAGCUUGUACUCCUUAAAUCUGGGAUAGACAAAAGUUUUAAGCCUCAUAGCACAAGGGCUGCAGUAACAUCCCUGGCUAAACUAAAAGGAGUUCCUCUGCAGACUAUCAUAAAAACUGCAGGCUGGGCAAAUGCAAACAUGUUUGCAAAAUUUUACAAUAAGCCCAUUGUGCCAAAAGCUAAAACUUUGCAAAAAGCUAUACUGGAAGGGAAUUAAUAUCACCAGACCUGGUUUAGAAUCAUGUAACUUACAUGUAAGAAACUGACUUUGUACAUAAA